UCACUCUCUCCGAAACCCUUUCAUAUUCUUUGGAAAACGACAACCUUUGAAAAAACUCUCAAACACACAAAAAUAACACAGAUUCUUUUUCUUUCUUCUUCAAGUUUUGUGUGUUUUUCCAAACAAAGAAGAUGAUGCAUUGUCUUGUUGUACUUUCCAUUUUCGUUUUGUGUGUCUCAGUUUCACACAACAAUGGUUUGGUACAAGCGGACAAUGCGCCUUCUCCAUCUCCAAACCCAAACCCAACGCCAACGCCAACAAACUCACCCUCUCCAUCAACUUCUCCGACCAGUCCUUCACAUUCGCCGGCGAUUUCUCCGACCACUUCUCCGGCUUUAUCGCCGCCUACGUCAACUCCGACAAUUUCUCCGGCAUCCCCUUCAAAGUCUCCGGCUUUAUCGCCGCCUACGUCCACUCCGGCAAUUUCUCCACCAUUGUCGACCCCACCGGCGAAAUCCCCGUCAGUUUCACCGGCCAAAUCUCCGGCGACCACCCCGGCACAGUCGGUUUCUCCCACCCCAAGUCCGUCGGCAAAUGGGUCUUCUCCAAUUCCGUCCCCUGUAAGUCUUCCGACGCCGGUUUCAUCUCCGGCUACCACUCCUCCGGCGAGCGCUCCAGAAUCGGUUCCUGUCGGGGCUCCGAAUCUGCCACAGCCUCCUACUAGUGCCGCCACUCCAGAGACCCCAGCGGGCAUUCCAUCGAGUUCGGCAACUCCGGCGGAGGCACCGGUAGUGGUUCCAAAGAGCAGUACACCAAGUACGGCGCCGGCAAUUUCUUCACCGGAAACGGCACCAGGCCCGGUUAGUGAUGAGUCGGGUUCGGAUUCAAAGAAUAGGGUUCGGGUCAUUUUAAGUGGAAUGGCUGUUAUGGCUGCUUUGACUCUCUAAAUAAACAUAUAUAUAUUUUUUCUCCCACAUUAUUCAUAUUUAUUUGGUAUUGUCACUAAUAUUUUGUAAGACCCUACUGUAUUUCUUUUUUGAAUAUUUUGUAGACUUUGUGUUGUA
This is a messenger RNA of Quercus lobata, 1004 nucleotides long. Its product is annotated as extensin-like. The record is from RefSeq and is a predicted model, not a curated record. The transcript has a single exon. Bases 132 to 887 code for a protein of 251 amino acids. Lineage: Eukaryota; Viridiplantae; Streptophyta; Magnoliopsida; Fagales; Fagaceae.